Odobenus rosmarus divergens (Pacific walrus) is the source of this 1125-nucleotide messenger RNA. RefSeq names its product mucin 1, cell surface associated (gene MUC1). The transcript has 7 exons. The record is from RefSeq and is a predicted model, not a curated record. Gene Ontology annotation, cellular component: apical plasma membrane. Lineage: Eukaryota; Metazoa; Chordata; Mammalia; Carnivora; Odobenidae. Bases 1 to 1125 code for a protein of 374 amino acids.
AUGACGCCGGGCUUCUGGGCCCCUCUCUUCCCCCUGCUUCUGGUAACCACACAGCUUGCAGCCUCCUGUGGCGCCUCAACCCCGACCAGCGGCCCCGCCUCGGGCUCGACCACCACCCCGGGACACCACGGUGCCUCAUCCCCAGCCUCCCGGGGCGCCUCACCCCCGACCAGCCCCGCCUCGGGCUCGACCACCACCCCGGGACACCACGGUGCCUCACCCCCGACCAGCGGCCCCGCCUCGGGCUCGACCACCACCCGGGGACACCACGGUGCCUCAUCCCCAGCCUCCCGGGGCGCCUCACCCCCGACCAGCCCCGCCUCGGGCUCGACCACCACCCCGGGACACCACGGUGCCUCAUCCCCAGCCUCCCGGGGCACCUCACCCCCGACCACUAGGACUAUUGCUGACACCACUCACCAUAGCAUAGAACCUCCCACCUCCUCCAAUCGUAGCACUUCUCCCCAGUUGUCUCUUAGGGUCUCCUUCUUCUUCCUGUCUUUUUCCAUUUUGAAUCUCCAGUUUAACUCUUCUCUGGAAGAUCCCAGUACCAAAUACUACCAAGAGCUGCAGAGAAACAUUUCUGAGUUGUUUUUGCAGGUUUAUGAACAGGAAGAUUUUCUGGGCUUCUCUAACAUCAAGUUCAGACCAGGAUCUGUGGUGGUCGAAUCAACUCUGGUCUUCCGCAAGGGUGCCACCGACGCCUGCAACGUGAAGACACAGUUUGAAGAGCACAGCGGGGAACUAGCCAGAUAUAACCUGUCCAUCUCAGGUGUUAGCAUGCAAGACCUGUCGUUCCCUUCCGCCGGCCCGUCCGGCUCUGGGGUACCUGGCUGGGGCAUCGCCCUGCUGGUUCUGGUCUGUGUUCUGGUUGCACUUGCCAUCCUCUACGUCAUUGCCCUGGCUGUGUGUCGGUGCUGCCAGAAGAACUGUGGGCAGCUGGACCUCUUUCCAACCCAUGAUGCCUACCACCCUAUGAGCGAGUACCCCACCUACCAUACGCAUGGGCGCUAUGUGCCGCCAGGCAGCAGACGCAGCCCCUAUGAGGAGGUCUCGGCAGGCAACGGGGGCAGCGGCCUGUCUUAUGUGAACCCGAACCCAUCAGCCACUUCCGCCAACUUGUAG